CUUAAACAAGUAUGGACAAGUCGAAGCGCGAACGCGGCCCGGGGGCCGCAUGGCCCGCUAUCUUCGCUGUUUCGGGCAUUAUAGCUCUGCUAUGCGUUCUAGUUUACCAGAACACCCAAGUUAUUGAGCUCCUCAAGGGAGAAGUAGCAGGCGGUUCAGCCGUUGCGACCGCGCAACCCUCUCGAUCGCUGGUCGCAAAGUCGAGCUCGGGCGCUGCGAGUGCAGGCGCAGCGAGCUUCUUUGUGGCUCCUCGCACGCGCAAUGAGCUCGGAUACAUGCUAGAGACGAUGGGCCUGCGCGUUGGCGUGGAGCUUGGCGUCCAGCGCGGGCAUUUCGCAGCGCACACUCUUAAAACAUGGCCAUCUGCAACGCGGUACUACCUGGUAGACAUCUGGCAGCACCAGCCCAACUACGAGGACUUCGCCAACGUGGACAACGCCAAGCAGGACCAGCUGUUCAAGGAAGCGCAGGGCAACCUGGCCGCUUACACCGGCAAGACCGUGUUCCUGCGCAACUUCACCAGCGACGCCGUCAAGCGCAUCAACGAGAUGGUUGACUACAUUUAUGUAGACGCGCGCCACGACUACUGCGGCGUGCUGGAGGACAUCGAGCUCUACUGGCCAAAGCUCAAGAGCGGCGGCAUCAUGGCCGGCCACGACUACCUGGACGCACCCCAGGUGCAGGCCAUCAGCCAGCAGAACUGGGCCAAGUGCAUGAACGGCACCGUCCACCAGGGCGCGGUCAAGGGCGCGGUGGACGAUUUCUUCAAGCGCAUCGGGCUGCCCGUGCACGUCACGUACCAGGACGCCCCGUGGUCUACAUGGGUCGUGCUGAAGCCGUGAAUAGCAAUUUGCGUCCGACUGACAGUAGUACAAAGGGAGAGGAUGUUGGACGUGUAAGGCAGCUGCUGCGUAUAUGGUGUGUGUGAUCCAAGCUUGCUCUGAAGGAAGGUGCGGAGCAUGAGUAUUUUUAGGCUGGGGCCCCGGAGCGCAGCGAUGCAGGGGGGGCGAAGCCCCCCACUGCGCAUUGUGGGCUUCGAGAGCGCAGCGCCGCCCAAGAAGCAACGCAAGUGUGCAGGCUGAGGAACCGGCCGGUGUCUACGUAGCGGUCCACAGUAGGGCGAGCAGGGCAUGUACGGCAGGCAGCAGCGGCAUGGCAAGUAGUGUGACUGUUGACAACUGUGCUGCGUCUGGCUGCGUCUGGCUCUGCUGUGGCGCCACGAGUGCUGGGCAUAUCACCUGGUUGGCUAUGUGCCUGUGGAAACCGACCCCGGUUAUGUCCGGGCGAUGAGGAUGUUCAUCCUCAGACUCUAGAGGGGCUCGGCCCCUUGUCCUGUGACUGGGGAACAACACGUGUUCCUUUGUAGCGGGCCUGGCUCCAUGACGGCGCUACUGGGUGUGAUGGAUCAAGUAAGCCAAGUGGGCUGGAGUGUGACAAGCAAGACAAGUAACACUGGCUCAGGCAUGGUACCAUGCAGCUGAAUGUAAGGGUGUUUGCGA
Chlamydomonas reinhardtii is the source of this 1499-nucleotide messenger RNA. RefSeq lists its product as uncharacterized. The coding region runs from base 288 to 842 and encodes 184 amino acids. The transcript has 7 exons. The record is from RefSeq and is a predicted model, not a curated record. NCBI's taxonomy places the organism in Eukaryota, Viridiplantae, Chlorophyta, Chlorophyceae, Chlamydomonadales, Chlamydomonadaceae.